Messenger RNA from Electrophorus electricus (electric eel), 1655 nucleotides. It is a transcript of the gene six3b, whose product is annotated as SIX homeobox 3b. The record is from RefSeq and is a predicted model, not a curated record. Gene Ontology annotation, biological process: eye development; regulation of transcription by RNA polymerase II; brain development. NCBI's taxonomy places the organism in Eukaryota, Metazoa, Chordata, Actinopteri, Gymnotiformes, Gymnotidae. Gene Ontology annotation, cellular component: transcription regulator complex; nucleus. Gene Ontology annotation, molecular function: RNA polymerase II cis-regulatory region sequence-specific DNA binding; DNA-binding transcription factor activity, RNA polymerase II-specific.
UUAAGGGUAGAUAUUACCCGGCCUUGUGGCAUUACAGCUAUAGCUGCAGAAACAUCAAGCUGUUACCUUUACUGUGUUUUUUUUCCUUUCUUAUUCGUCGACCUACGGCAAAUCCAUGGUUUUCAGAUCUCCUUUAGAACUAUAUCCCUCUCAUCUCUUCCUGCCGAACUUUGCGGAUCGCCCUCUUCUUUUGGCGGGCAGCCUUCCCAGGGCGAGAUCCCCGGAGGACUUACCCAUGUUUCAGCUACCCACGCUCAACUUCACGGCAGAACAGGUAGCCAGCGUGUGCGAGACGCUGGAGGAGACAGGGGACAUCGAGAGACUAGGUCGUUUCCUCUGGUCUCUGCCUGUAGCACCCGGAGCCUGCGAUGCCAUCAACAAACACGAAUCAAUACAGCGAGCCCGAGCAGUGGUCGCCUAUCACACUGGAAGUUUCCGAGAAUUAUACCACAUUCUGGAGAACCACAAGUUUACCAAGGACUCCCACGGAAAGCUCCAGGCGAUGUGGUUAGAAGCACACUAUCAAGAAGCAGAGAAGCUGCGAGGUCGUCCCCUCGGACCCGUUGAUAAGUACAGAGUGCGUAAGAAGUUUCCUUUGCCACGGACCAUCUGGGACGGUGAACAGAAGACCCACUGUUUCAAAGAACGAACUCGCGGCUUGCUCAGGGAGUGGUACCUUCAGGACCCCUACCCAAACCCCAGCAAGAAAAGGGAACUGGCGCAAGCCACUGGACUGACCCCCACGCAAGUGGGAAAUUGGUUUAAAAACCGAAGGCAAAGAGACAGAGCAGCUGCGGCAAAAAACAGGCUCCAGCAUCACGGUCUCGGGCAAAGCGGCCUCCGUUCUAUUUCAGAUUCGGGCUGUACCCCUCACAGCUCCGCUGAGCCUCCUUCCGCGGCCGCAAGCCCCACCACCAGCGUGUCUAGCAUGAUUGAGCGGGUUGACGCUGGCACCAUUCUCUCCGUUACGGACAGUGAUUCAGACUUCGACGUAUGAUGUAGCAUCGUUUAAAUACGGGAAAUCUGGACCUGAAAAUUAAACUGAAAAUGGACAACAUGGGUAGCGACCAUUUUGGCUUUCACUGUUGUUCAUCAAAUGGAGAAAAGCAUGCUAUUUUCCAAGCGCUUCAAUGGACCGACGCUUUCUCAUCUCUCUCAUUUUGCAUGGUCAUUUGUGAAUAUUUUGGACGGUUUUGAAGCGGCACUAUGAGGAGGAAGACUUGGGCUUUUCGCCAUUUUACGUCUUUUCUGCUUCUGCUCCCCCCAAGCGAUCAAGCCGCCAAGCGGACAAUUUUAUUUUCUGUGUUUAUCAGACAAUCGUGGAAAGUCAAAAGCACCUUUACCCGUCUUCUUUGACUUGACAGCAAUGUUCAAAGUUUGCAUUUAUCUCGAGAUUUUAUAUUGAAUUAUCAGUGUCUGAUGCGUUUUCCCUUCUUAGAUCUAGAACGUACUGAAUAUGCUUGUAUAAUAUUGCAAUUACGCCAUCCUGCAGCAACUUUCGUUAUUUUGUGUCCAUAAGAUGUCCAAGUGUCUGUAAAGUGCUUUGAGAUUUUUAAUGUAUGUUCAUUCGUUCGUUUUUAUACUGUAAAUGGGUUUAUGGCGCUGAACACAGUGUUAUGGGUCACUUUUAUGCAAAUAAAUAUAAUUUAAUAUUA